AUGUCUAAGCCCGUUGCCCUCAUCCUUGGCUCAGGCCCAAGAGUCGGCGCCGCUGUUGCCGCCAAGUUCGCAAGCACAGGCUACUCCGUGGCGAUCACUUCCCGCAAGGCUGCUGAGGGCAAGUCCUCAGAAGGAUACUUGUCUGUCAAAGCAGACCUGUCCAACCCUUCUUCGGUCUCUGCCGUCUUUGAUGCUGUCAAAGCUGAGUUCAAGGCCGCUCCGAGCGUUGUCAUCUACAACGCAGCAGCCUUCUCACCGCCUGCGGGUGACGAUCUGUUUUCCAUCCCAGUGGAGAGCCUUGACGCCGAUCUCAACACGAACACCGUGUCCGUCUAUGCGGCUGCCAAGGAAGCAGUUAAGGGAUGGGCGACGCUCACAGGAGACUCCAAGAAAGUGUUCAUCUACACUGGCAACAAGCUGAAUACUUGGGUUGCGCCAAUGCUACUUACUGCGACACUGGGUAUUGGUAAGAGGGCUACCAGCUACCUUAUCGGUUCGGCAGAUACUCGCUAUGCCAAGGAUGGUUACCGCUUCUUCUACGCCGAUGAGCGUAACGCCGAUGGCAGCAUCAAGGGAAUGGCGAUUGACGGCGAAGCACAUGCCGAUUUCUUCGCUCAGCUCGCGAGCGGAGAGGGUGAGAUUCCAUGGCAUGCUACUUUUGUCAAGGGACAGGGCUACACCAAGUUCGAGUAG
Molecule: messenger RNA, 693 nt
Organism: Paraphaeosphaeria sporulosa
Lineage: Eukaryota; Fungi; Ascomycota; Dothideomycetes; Pleosporales; Didymosphaeriaceae
Product: NAD(P)-binding protein
Exons: 2
Coding region: 1-693 (230 amino acids)
Source: RefSeq, a predicted model, not a curated record